AUGGUAAACACACGUUCAGGUCUUCCACUAGCAAGCUCAUCUGCUCCAAACCAACCCCCUCCUGAGGAUAUCCCUAUUCCUCAAGAGGAAUCAUCAGAAGUGCCAGAGCCCCAGCCGGCAUUCGUCACUGCUGGAGCCUUUGAAGAGCUCAGACAACAGGUCGCCAAACUGACUCAGCUGCUAAGUCAAAGAAAUUCGCAUCCGUCACCUACACCAGCACCCCAGGGGGGUUUUAUGGCUGAUGCUCGAGCUCGAGCUCAAACACAUGCCCCUGACAAUGGCGGAGCAGGGGCCUCGGGUAUACCACAUGAAGGAAUUACGGCGGGCCUACUUCAGGGCAACAAAGGGACGACAAGAUUCAGUCCCAACACUCCAUUUACUUCCGAGAUAUUAACAUUCCCCUUGCCAGACAGAUUUAAGUAUCCUAGGAUCAAAGAAUAUGAUGGGACCACCGAUCCAAUCAAUCAUCUGAACAUAUACACGGACGUCAUGAAUCUACAGGUUGCACCAGAUCAGUUCUCCGCUUUCUUCGCAAGCAGCAAACGCAUCAGGAAGACAGCAGCUUCCCUCAUGCAACUUAGAGAAGGGCAAAAUGAGACCCUACGUGACUUCAUGACCAGGUUCAACAAGGAAAGACUUCAGAUUCCCGACCUACGCAUAACUGCAGCAGUUUCUGCCCUCACAUAUGCCAUAAAGUGCGAGGCUUUCAAGAUGUCUUUAUCCAAAACUCCGCCGAAGACAGUCACCGAGCUUCUUACCCGAGCUGAGAAGUACAUAAAUAUGGAUGAAACGCUGAACCCGAGAAAGGUUGGACCAUCCCAUGACAGGGUCGAGCAUAAGAGACAGCAUGACCCGAACCCCCGUGAAGAACAAUAUCGGAAAAAACAGAGGCAGGAGGUUCCCCCAGCGCCGUUCACACGUUUAAAUACGUCAAAGACCAAUUUAUUGAUGGAGAUCAAGGAUAUGAAGGAACUGAAAUGGCCUGUCAGAAUGAGGUCACCACCCGAAUCCAGGGACAUGAACAAGUACUGUGAGUUCCAUCGGGAUCAUGGGCAUACCACGGAGAACUGUAAGGCCCUGCAACGGGAGAUUGAAGCUCUUAUUAAAAGAAGACUUCUGAGCUCCUACGUCGGUAACAAAAAACGCCCGAGGAAUGAUCGUGGCAGGGAAAAAGACCUUGAGGCAAAAAGGGAUGGUCAACCCACUGCUGGAACCAUCAAUAUCAUCAUUGGAGGUAUUGCCUCAGGAGGAGACUCCAACAGUGGAAGAAAACAAUAUGCCCGACGAUAUGCCUUGGCCUCUGGGAUGCCUCAGGAAAAGCUGGAGGAUAUUACUUUUGGGACCGGAGACUUAGAAGGCGUAUCACUUCCACAUGAUGACGCCUUGGGGUUUGGGGGAGGAGUCAUCACUCCAGAGGGUGUCGUCGAGCUUCUACUAACUUUGGGUUCUGGCCAGAAACAGGUUACGGAGAUGACAUCUUUUCAAGUGGUACGUGUCUCAAUGGCCUAUAACGCAAUUCUGGGAAGACCACUCCUAAACAAGAUUAAAGCCAUUGUGUCCACCUUCCACCUAGCCAUGAAGUUUCCAACAAGUAAUGGCGUUGGGGUUGUCCGUGGAGACCAGACAGCUGCCUGA
Olea europaea var. sylvestris is the source of this 1635-nucleotide messenger RNA. RefSeq lists its product as uncharacterized. Bases 1 to 1635 code for a protein of 544 amino acids. The record is from RefSeq and is a predicted model, not a curated record. The transcript has 4 exons. Lineage: Eukaryota; Viridiplantae; Streptophyta; Magnoliopsida; Lamiales; Oleaceae.